Formica exsecta is the source of this 1152-nucleotide messenger RNA. RefSeq names its product protein archease-like (gene Archease). Gene Ontology annotation, biological process: tRNA splicing, via endonucleolytic cleavage and ligation. NCBI's taxonomy places the organism in Eukaryota, Metazoa, Arthropoda, Insecta, Hymenoptera, Formicidae. The record is from RefSeq and is a predicted model, not a curated record. The transcript has 4 exons. The coding region runs from base 84 to 551 and encodes 155 amino acids. Gene Ontology annotation, cellular component: tRNA-splicing ligase complex.
GGUCAACUACGUCGCCGUUGAUUGAACCCGUCAGUGAAUCAGCUGAUCGCUUUACUCACGUGGAGAAUCAGCUGUGCGCGACAAUGGAGGAACUGAUGGAUAACGAUCAAGAGAUACCGCCCAUUAAAUACGAAUAUCUCGAUCACACCGCCGACGUACAAUUGCACGCAUGGGGCGAUACGAUGGAGGAAGCUUUCGAGCAAUGCGCGAUAGCCAUGUUCGGUUACAUGACAGAUCUGGAGCGCGUGCAGAUCACACAGGUGCACCACGUGGAGGCCGAGGGUCACGAUCUCGAGAGUCUGCUUUUCCACUUUCUCGACGAGCUACUUUUUAUGUUCAGCGCCGAGCCGUGCAUUGUCGCUAAGAAAGUCAAGAUUACUGAAUUCAACAAGCAGGAAUUAAAAAUCAAAGCAAUCGCGUACGGCGAGGAGUUCACGAUCGGCAAGCACACGCAAGGCGCCGAGGUAAAGGCCAUUACAUAUUCCGCGAUGCAGAUUUACGAUCGUCCGCAGGUGGAUCGACCCGAGCUCUUUGUCAUUAUCGACAUAUGAUUGUAAUCGAGUAAACACGCACGAUCGUCUUACGUUUCUCGGCGUUCUCUAGCGCGGCACUGGACGACGCUGUAAAAAAAAAAAAGUUGGAAUGACUGGCCUAAACGGAGGAUUGGAGGGAAAAAUAGAGGGAGGUUACCGAAGGGCGAGAAGGGAGACCGUACGCCUCCCCUACAUAGGAUACGAUCCUUUUGUAUCUGCUCCGUAGAGUUCAAAUAAAUACGUUACGAAGAAAGCACCGGGUCCCCUUCUUCUUGGCUUUACUUGAUUCAGGUCUGUACUAAUGUUAUCUAGAUACCCGAGAAAACGCGAUUGAAAAAUUGAAUAUGUGCAGAUAUGUCCGUUUUCGGUAAGAAUACCGUGCAACGCAUUUCUCUCAUUGCGUGAAUUAUAUCUUAUUUAUUAGUAUUAUUACUAAUUUACUAUGCUUAUUAUUAAUUUAUUAUGUAACAAACUAAUAGUUUAUGAAAUAUGAUCAAUACAAUAGAACUCUUUUAUUUUGGGUCCCUCUAUUCUGGAGUACUUGUGUCUCUAUAAACUGAAACUCUCCGUUGUUCUCUAGAGUAUUUAAUUAAUUAUUUGCCACAUAUGAUCAUAAAAU